GUGACACUUAAUGGUUUUUUCCUCAUUACAGGUGUAAAAUUAAAAACAGCUUAUUGGUGCAAGGGAUUCAGGAGAACUUUGAGAUGUGUUGAAAGUAAGGCAGUGAAGUCCCUAUCAAGUACCUUGUUUGAUUUGACUUUGCAGUGCUUUAAUUUAUGCAUGAAUUGGAGUGUUUUGAGUUUUCUUGCAUGGUGUGAUAAAGCAUUUUCUGAGCACUUUGUAAGAUUUUGCUGUAGCUUUACAAAUCUUAAUAGUUGUAACUUACAAAUGACUGAUUUAUCAUCAAUUAUGGAUAAGAUAAGAAUAUUAAGAUCCAGCCGAAGAAGAACCUACCCUGGAAAAAUUGUUAAUAAUAACAAGACAACUUCAGUAACAAUGACUCCAGUGACAAAUUCAGAGACGACAGUUUCUGACACGAACCAUCGAUGGGUUCCAUUUAUCGUCUUGGAUAUAAGCCAACCCGACGGUAAUGCAGAUUCAGCAGAAGACAAGUCAGCUGAAGAUCUUAAAUCAAAACUAGAAGACAGCCCUGAAGCUCAGAAAAUUCCUGCACUAACUCCCCCAAUUCAGAUAAAUACUUCCGCUGCUCCGAAAAGAACCACAUCAAGUAUCUCGACUACUAGUGACAAAACAGUCAUCAAAACUACAACAACAACAAAACGCUCGUCUCCAAGAAAAAGCAAACGUAUCCCUGUUGCAUGUACUAUUAUGGUCACUAGUAAGGACAUAAAAAACAGUUCUAAAGUUAAGACCAAGACAAAUCAAGAAGGUGAUGUUGUUACCCCAGCACUUAUCCAAAAUAAGAAGGAUUCUUCAUCAGCCCAAGAGCUCACCGUUUCUCUGGCUAAAACAGUGGAAUCUUCCAGUGUCGUAACAACAUUUGCAAAGUCAAAAAAAGAUGUAUCAUCACCUAUGAAAUCAAAUAAAGAUGCAUCAUCAUCUGCAAAAUCAAAUAAAGAUGCAUCAACGCCUACAAAAUCAAAUAAAGAUAUUGAAGUUGUACCAUCAAAAGAUGCAAAUUUUAACACUACAACCCUUGCUCCUGUUGGUUGUGUCAUCUGUAGCAAGCAUUUCUCUACCCUGACUGAAAUGCAGACUCAUUAUCUCAGCGAACAUAAAAAUCGAAGAGGCCGCGAACACCGCAAGCGUCCUAUUGAAGUUGUGAACACAGAGCCACAGAAAAUGCCUAACUUGGUCACAGUACAAGAAAAAGCAGUUCCAGAUGAACCAGGUUUCAAGUUUCCCCUGUAUGUUAAUGAAAGUGACCCAAAGUGUCCUGUAUGUUCAAUAGCAUUUAAAAAUGCAGCUGAAGUUAAAAAUCAUGUCAAGCUUGUUCAUUCAUAUAGAUGUUCAGAGUGCAGUGAUACAUUUUAUACUCUCUUUGAAUUCACAGGUCACAAAUGUUACAAAGGUGUUAAAAAGAGUAAAAGAAUUAGAAAAAAGUCCAGCCGUAGCCCAAAUGUAAACCAAGAGGUAGCUAAAGCCAUGAAGAGUUUUGUUCCUAUACAGCCAAAUCUAAACAAAAGCCCAAAGUCCAAAGAUGAAGGUACAAGUGAGGUGUUUGUACCACCUGUGCACCAAAAAGAUGCUGACACAAGCUUUGUACCAAUUUCUAGUUCUUCACCUACUGUUAGUAAUUUGAGUAAUCAAAGAAGUGGAAUGCAGGUUAACACUAGUACAAAAUUACAGAUAACAAGUGUCCCCCAACAGCCAGAAGUGAGUGUACCAAGUAUUCGUACACCAUCUCCAGAAUUAACUAUAGCACCCAUAGACAAUAAACCAAAGUCAGUAAAAAUUCGAGUAUUAGAAACUAAGAAUCUUCGUUGUUUUAAAUUCAAGAAGGAUGAAAUUGUAUCUGAAUCUCCUUUGUCAAAAAGUGAACUUAUUCAGGAGAAAAUCACUCAGUUGAAGAAUAACCCUCAUGUAAGUGUGUCAUGGAUACCAAGAUUACAAUUCAAGUGUGAUGAAGAUGACAGUGAGUAUGUAUGUGGCCGAUGCAAUGUCAUUUGUGAUGAUAUGGAUGAUUACAUGGAUCACAUCCAGGACUGUCUAACCAUCACUAGUGUGACGUUAGAAAAGACAUCAAAUCCUCCUCGUCGAAUUCUCAAACUUCAGAAGGAAAUAUCUUCAUUUGGAUUUCAGGAAACAAAUAACAAUAAAUAUUCUGUGAACAAAAAUUUAAUGAAAAAAUUACAAGAGGUUAUACCAUUGACUGAAGAAGAUGUAAGGGAAAGUUCUCCAACUCGAACACGGUACCUGGAGGAAGUUGUCGAGCAGGACAGUUCACAUCUCUCAGAUUUGAUGAAUGAAAGUCACUCAGAUCAAGUUGUUGCCAGCAGUACUAGCCUUAGUGAAUUAAGUCUGGAAAGUUCUAUGCUGCAAAUAAAAGAGGAGCCACUUGAUGAUUAUCAGGAUCCCAGUGAAUCUGUAUUAUCAAAAGCUCCCUCCAAUGUCUAUCAUGAUGGGCUUCCUAAUAUUUAUCAACUCUCAAAUUCUAAAGGAACUUUGCCUAUGGUGGUUAUUCCUGUAAAUCAGACCAGUGCAAAUAAGCUUUUGUCUGGGAGUGAGUUGUCCGUGAAGAAACCACAAACCACAAAACCUCCCUCACCUGACAGCAGCUCAUCCAGUAGUCAAUGGGAUGCAUCACCAUGCGAUCUAAUGAUAGAUACAGAUGAUAUCAAAAUGGAGGUUGAAGAAGAAGUUAUCGAUGAUUACGAGAAUUUUUAGUGGCUGCUGUUAAGAUGAUUUCUUUCUCGUGAUAAUACUUGAGAGAGGACAUUAUGGUUGUGAAUGUCUAUGACAUAUUCCAGUAUUUUGUGAUAGCUACACUUUAUAGUACAGUACCUUGUUAUUCCAUCAUGAUAUAUUAUUUUGACUCAGUACAAACUGUUAGGUAGCUUUUCUCUACCCAUAUUUAUUGUAAUAUAGUUGUGCCUAUAGAUAGGGGUUGCAGUCACUGUAGAGCACAGGCAGAUAUUGUUGACAAAUUAAAAUAUCUAUUGACUUGUAAGUAGGCAUAUGUUGAUAUUAUUUACCUUACAUUUGACAGCCUCUAUUAGGUUCCUAACAUUUUAGUAGGAAAGAGGGUUAUAAAGUCUUCGGAUUUUUCACUACUAGGCGGACACUAUGAGCCAAGACUAAAAAGAUAAUGAAUAUUAAAUUCAAUUUUCAGAUUUUAUACUGAUUUGAUAUUUGUUUUUUUAUUAAGUUUAUGAUAAAAAUUUGUUUACAGUUAAGUUUUAGAUAUCUAAAAUGCAGGUUUGAGUGUGGGAUUAUUAACAGAACAGUGUGAAAGUUGUGUGCUUGAUAUGCUAUGAUGUCCAAAGUUGCCAGCAAGUUCCAUUGGUGCAACAAAGUCCAGAUUUUGGUGCAGGAUGUACAGUUCAAGUCAGAAGAAGUACAAUUUUAGCUGCAGGGAAUACCAGUUACCUGGAGGUCUCCAGUUUGAAACUCACCACUAUUUUUGUGUUUCAGAGACUACAAUAUCUGACCAAAGAAGCCUGGUGAGUCAUCUACUACUGUUUCCAUGGCUCCUUUCCUUUGUCACCCAGGCAAUGAAUUUGUCCAGUCCAGUUCUGUUAGUCCAGUGGUAGUGCAAUUUGUUUUCUCAGAUUCCUGACAGGCAGCAUAUUUCUACAAACAGCGCACCUUCACAGUUACCUCUCAUACUGCUUACCCAUACACCUGAGAUGGUGCAAUUGCAUGUUAUUGACACUGCCUUUGGACCCAGAUCUACCUAUUUACUCUUCAGAUGGAAGAAGUGCUUCUUCAAAUCCGUACUUACUAGAUACAGUGAUGAAUCCAGGUCACAUGAAAAGAUUAUUGUAUGAAAAAUUUUUCAGUAAAUAUUUUAUUUUUGUUUAA
Molecule: messenger RNA, 3864 nt
Organism: Macrobrachium nipponense
Lineage: Eukaryota; Metazoa; Arthropoda; Malacostraca; Decapoda; Palaemonidae
Exons: 4
Coding region: 160-2727 (855 amino acids)
Source: RefSeq, a predicted model, not a curated record